Messenger RNA from Tetrahymena thermophila SB210, 393 nucleotides. RefSeq lists its product as hypothetical. The record is from RefSeq and is a predicted model, not a curated record. Lineage: Eukaryota; Ciliophora; Oligohymenophorea; Hymenostomatida; Tetrahymenidae. The transcript has a single exon.
AUGUUAUUAAGAUAUAAAUUAAAUAGGUAUUUCACUCUAGUUAAUUAGGAGAAAAAAAUGAAGAAAAAAUAUGAAAUAAUAAGAUUAAUUAAUUAAUAAUUAAUAAAAUUAACAAAGAAUGAAAAAAUAAGAAAUCAUAAUAAAAAGAAUAAGGAAAACAAAUCAAAUAAAUUAAAAGAACUAUAAUGUUUUAAAUUAACUUUUAUAAUUAAAAAUAUUACGAGGUAAAACAAAUAAAUAGCUUUUAUUAAGUAUAAAUUUUAAUAGCAAAAAAUUAAGAAAAAAUAUCAAAUAAUAAAAAAUGAAUAAUAAAUAAUUAAAUAAAAAUUGAAAUUAAAAUUAAGUUAAAAUAGCAAAAAAAAUAUUGUUUUAAUAAAAAUCAAUAAAUAAUGA